Cyclospora cayetanensis is the source of this 873-nucleotide messenger RNA. RefSeq names its product DCN1-like protein 5. Gene Ontology annotation, cellular component: ubiquitin ligase complex. Gene Ontology annotation, biological process: positive regulation of ubiquitin-protein transferase activity; protein neddylation. The transcript has a single exon. Gene Ontology annotation, molecular function: ubiquitin conjugating enzyme binding; cullin family protein binding; ubiquitin-like protein binding. The coding region runs from base 1 to 873 and encodes 290 amino acids. The record is from RefSeq and is a predicted model, not a curated record. NCBI's taxonomy places the organism in Eukaryota, Apicomplexa, Conoidasida, Eucoccidiorida, Eimeriidae.
AUGCUGCCCUCAAACCAGCGUCACAGUUGUGCAAUUCAGCAGCUUCAAGAUAUCACGGGUUGCACCAAAAAGGCAGCCACUGAGUUGCUGCGGCAAAACAACUUUAACCUUGAAAGAACCAUCGACAGUUUCUACAGCUUAUCGGCCGAAAGGAGGCGAAUUGUUCUAGGGCAUGGCACGGAGGUCGGGCGUGUGGAGGGGCCUUCAAGAGUCGAUGAGAAGAAAAUCGCCGAGUUUUUUGAUGCAUACGCAGUCGCUGACCCAACAGGAAGUCCAUCGCUGAAGGCAAUAAAGGAAGGAGGACUGGAGCGGCUUUCUGACCACUUGGAUGUUGGCCUAGACGAUGUGUUUUUCUUAGUGUUCGCAUUCCAUUGCGGGUGCCGGACUCAAGGGGUCAUUACAAGAGACGACUUUUUUCGGGGGCUUAAAUCCCUGGGCUUGGACACGCUCACGGCACUGAAGGACAGCGUACAGACCCUUCGCAAGGCACUCUUCGACGAUCUUGGGCUCUUGAGAAAAGUUUAUAGCUACGCGUUUACAUAUUCUUUGGAACCAAUGCAGAAACAGCUUCCGACGGAACUGGCCAUCGCGUACUGGAGGCUCCUCAUUGAACCCCUGAAUUGGUGUUUGUUCAGCCACUUUUUGCAGUACAUUGAAUGCAUUUCCAACUUGUCUAGCGUCACGAAGGACGCGUGGCUAAUGGUCCUGGAAUUCGCUCUGACUUCCCAAGCACCAGCAGGGAUCGAGGCAACAGCCGAAGACAACAUAGAUCGGGCUUUGCAGGAGUACGAGGACGAUGGCGCAUGGCCGCUGGUCAUCGACAACUUUGUUGACUGGAUGCGAGAGGAGAGAGGAAAUGCCAGGCAGCACUGA